GAGAGAGAGAGAGAGAGAGAGAGAGAGAGAGAGAGAGAGAGAGAGACUUUGUCCUGUUUAGCAGCAUAUAAAGUAGGAUCAUGCACGCGCCACUGCGCGCCUUUGUUUGGCUCUGUGUGCUCGGGUCUGGUUCUGGUUCUGGUUCCGGUUCCGGUCCUGUGUUGAACUCCUCGGUAACCGGGGCGCACGUUUUCCCGGUGCUCACCGUUAACUAUGAGCGCGUGCGGAUACCGUUUGAAGUGUGUCUGUGGAUCCUCCUGGCGUCCUUACUGAAACUCGGGUUCCACUUGAUUCCUGGGUUGUCCCGGUUUGUCUCUGAGAGUUGUGUGCUGAUCAUGGUUGGUCUUAUGGUAGGAGCUCUCAUCAAGCUCUCGGGUGAAACACUUCCUGUUUUGGAUACUGAGAUCUUUUUCCUGUGUCUCCUUCCCCCUAUCAUCCUGGAUGCUGGUUAUUUCUUGCCUCUGCGCCCCUUCUGUGAGAACAUAGGCUCCAUCUUGGCACUGGCUGUGCUGGGAACACUCUGGAACUCUGUCUUCGUUGGGUUGGUCUUAUAUGGAGUAUGUAAGAUGAUAGAGGGUCAGAUGGGCGAAGUUGACCUACUUUCCUGCCUUCUGUUUGGUUCCAUAUCCUCUGCCGUGGAUCCAGUUGCUGUUCUUGCUGUCUUUGAAGAAAUUCACAUUAAUGAGCUUCUUCACAUUCUGGUGUUUGGAGAGUCACUGCUGAAUGAUGCGGUUACUGUGGUAUUGUAUCACCUGUUUGAGGAGUUUGCUGCCAGAGGCCGAGUGGAGUUCAGUGAUUCAUUAUUGGGUGUACUGAGCUUCCUGGUGGUGGCAGUGGGGGGUAUCAUGGUGGGCAUGGUUUAUGGAAUUAUGGCCGCUGUCACCUCUCGUUUCACCUUAUGCUCACGUGUCAUCGAGCCACUCUUCGUCUUCCUGUACAGCUACCUGGCAUACCUGUCAGCUGAGGUGUUCCACCUGUCUGGCAUCAUGGCUCUCAUUGCAUGUGGAGUGGUAAUGAGGCCUUAUGUGGAGGCCAACAUUUCCCACAAGUCUUACACCACAAUAAAGUACUUCUUAAAGAUGUGGAGCAGUGUGAGUGAGACUCUCAUCUUCAUCUUCCUCGGCGUUUCCACGGUAGCAGGACCACAUCACUGGAACUUUAUCUUCAUCAUCUUUACCCUCAUCCUCUGCCUCAUCUCACGUGUACUGGGAGUGGUGGGACUGAGCUUCAUCAUGAAUAAAUUCCGCAUGGUGAAGUUAACAGGUAAAGAUCAGUUUAUUGUGGCCUACGGUGGACUGCGAGGAGCCAUUGCAUUUUCUCUGGCCUUUCUGCUCUCCAGUGAACAUUUCCCUAUGAAGAACAUGUUCCUCACUUCCAUAAUCACGCUCAUCUUCUUCACAGUCUUCAUUCAGGGAAUGACGAUUCGGCCGUUGGUGGAGCUUCUGGCAGUGAAGAAGAAAAGCCACACCAAGUUUACAAUAAAUGAGGAAAUACAUACACAGAUUCUUGACAAUCUGCUGAUGGGAAUGGAGUGUAUCUGUGGUCAUUAUGGACACCUUCACUGGAAGGACAAGCUAAGCCGCUUUAAUAAGCGCUACAUUAGGAAGUGGUUGGUCUCAAGGGAACACUGUGAGGAACCACAGCUCAUUUCUUUCUAUAAUAAACUGGAGAGGAAGCAGGCGCUCCUAGUGGCUGAGUGUGGAACUGCAGCCAGAUUAAAACCAUCACUGCCCUCCACUGCAUCAGUAAUGAGUGUUCAGAGUCAGAGAAAGAACUUGAAGAUCACAAAGCAACAAGAGGAGGCAAUUCGGAAGAUUCUCAGAGCAAACCUGCAGAAACCACAGCAGAGAAUGCGCUCAUACAGUAGACACACACUGCUGCUAGAGGAAGAGGAGGACAAGUGGCGUGAGCUUCAGCUCCAGAAACAGAGAAUACAGAUGGAGCGGAGGAUGAGUCACUGUUUGACUCUUCCAGCUAAAAGGAACUCCCCCGUGAUCAGGAGAGCAAAUGUAAUCUUCACAGAAAACCCAAGCAGUCAUGUGGAAAACGAACCAAGCUCUAGUCCAACAUGCACAGUGACAAUGCUGAACAAAACACAACCGAGACAAGACAGCAUCAAGAACAUCGAAGAUGGAGUGAAUAAAAAACAAACCAUCAAAACAAAAGAUGAAACAGGAAGACUCCCAGACAAGAAAAGGGAAAAGUCUGGAAGCUGAGUGAA
Molecule: messenger RNA, 2221 nt
Organism: Silurus meridionalis
Lineage: Eukaryota; Metazoa; Chordata; Actinopteri; Siluriformes; Siluridae
Gene: slc9a1b
Product: solute carrier family 9 member A1b
Exons: 13
Coding region: 81-2216 (711 amino acids)
Biological process (GO): proton transmembrane transport; regulation of pH; sodium ion transport
Cellular component (GO): membrane
Molecular function (GO): sodium:proton antiporter activity
Source: RefSeq, a predicted model, not a curated record